Messenger RNA from Ananas comosus (pineapple), 1652 nucleotides. RefSeq names its product putative rRNA methyltransferase YlbH. The record is from RefSeq and is a predicted model, not a curated record. Lineage: Eukaryota; Viridiplantae; Streptophyta; Magnoliopsida; Poales; Bromeliaceae. Gene Ontology annotation, biological process: rRNA methylation. The coding region runs from base 129 to 1112 and encodes 327 amino acids. The transcript has 10 exons. Gene Ontology annotation, molecular function: methyltransferase activity.
GUUGCACUAAAAAAACCCGAUGCUCACCCCUUUCCUCUACCGUCUGCAACCCCCCUCCUCAAUCCUCGUCAUUAUCCCCUGCUCGACACUCUCUCCCUUCACUGCUCGAGCUUCAGGAUUCGGCAUUAAUGGCGUCCUCCGCUCUUUCCUCUCCUCUCCCACCCUCUUUCCACUCUCCUACACCACAUCCCUACCCCUUUCCCUCCUCUCUUUCUCUCCUACCUUCUCCCCUACUACGCCUCGCUCAUCGCACCUCGCUCACCACCGUCUCUUUCUCCGGUUCUCGGCAGGAAUACGCGAGCGAGGAGGCGAAGAAGAAGAUACUCGAAAGCUACGGCCUCGAUCCAUCUGAUUUCAUAGAUGAGCAAUCGCCUAGGUUGAGGAGGAGGAAGAAGGGAGAGGAAGCAGGUAAAGAAGGGAAAGGGAGGCAAAAGCCGGUGCUCACUGAAGCGCCGAAGUCGCCUCGUACCACUCAUAGAUUGCUUCAGGUGCUUGGGGGAAAAGCUCGUAGAAGGAAAUUGCUUUCUCCAAAAGGAAUGGAUGUCCGACCAAUGAUGGAAGUUGUAAGAGGAGCAGCAUUUGACAUUUUACAGGUGGCUAGUGGUUGUCCUGCUUCGUUGAGGCCAGGUCGCUGGCUAGACCUAUAUAGCGGCACCGGAUCUGUUGGCAUUGAAGCUAUCAGUCGAGGAUGUUCAGAGGCACACUUUGUUGAGAUGGAUCCUUGGAUUGUGUCUGAGGUUCUACGGCCAAAUUUAGAAUGGACUGGAUUCCUUGAUGCUUCAGUUAUCCAUAUGAAUCGUGUAGAGAAUUUCUUGGAACAUGUUCAACAGUCUAGAGUUAAAAGUAGGUCAUUUGAUUACAUUAGUGUGACACCGCCAUAUACUGCAGUCGAUUACAGCAUACUAAUGGAUCAGCUUGCCAAAUCUCCUUUGGUAGGAGAAGACUGCUUUAUUCUUGUCGAGUACCCACUAAAAACUUCAAUGGCUGACACUUGUGGACACCUAGUAAAGAUUGCUGAUCGGCGGUUUGGUAGGACUAACUUGCUAAUCUACGGACCAGCUUGGGCAGAGAAGAAGAAGAAAUCAGGAAAGACCUUGCUAACUUUGGAGUAAACUCCGUAUUAAAAAAUAAUUAUUUACAAAGAUUAUACUUAAUUGUGAAGCAUGUUAGUUCCUUGGAAAAAUAUCACGUCAGCAAUGCUUGCUAUUGAAGGUUCAGAGUAGCACAAUCUUUAAAGCUGCCGAUAUUAUCAUCUAGCGGGAGCAUGCACGGAUCAGUUUCUGAAGACGAACACAGUAUACAUGGAGUUGCUCAGUUGCAUUUGAAGUUAAAAUCUCCUGCUGUUCUAUUCGUCUUUCUACAAGGGCAUAUUACAUCUCUCUUCGUCUCUCUCUAGUUUUGAAUCUCCGGCCGUUGGAUUAGUAUUUCUGCAAGGUAUAUUACAUCUCUCGCCCGCGUGCGCGCUUGCUGGUGAAAUUUUCCUUUCACUUAGUAAUGCAGCUUCCUUUGGGCAAGUCAAGGUUGGUGUAAUGUAUUUAACGUACUUCCUGAUGAUGGAAAUAGUGGUCGAUUAUUAGGCGGAGGUAAUGAUGUGAAACGGAAAUGUUAGUAGAAACUCUAAUUUAAAUAUUUUGAUUUUAAGGUCUAGUAGC